Messenger RNA from Dermacentor andersoni, 1527 nucleotides. NCBI's taxonomy places the organism in Eukaryota, Metazoa, Arthropoda, Arachnida, Ixodida, Ixodidae. The record is from RefSeq and is a predicted model, not a curated record.
CGCCUGGGCAAUUUUGACGGUUACCGACAAAAUACCCGUCGAAAUUGGCGCCUUUUGUGGGCGUCCGGCUGCGAAUGCAACCCACCGUUUGGCUGUUUAUUAUUGCCGUUUUAAUUGCUGGGAUAUUUACGCGAGACGCAGACUUAAUAUCAACGAAACAGAAAGUGUGUGAAGCAGGACUGUUGGCGACAAACGCACGGAAUUUGGCGCCCAAGCGAGGAACACGAGGCGGCAGAUUCCGUUCCCAUCGUGGAAGGCGAGGCUUACGGCGAAGUGCAACUGGAGCAGAGAGGAGGUUUCCUGGAUCAACUCGAAGAGCACAGGCGUCACAGCAUGAAGUUGAGUACCAACGCCACUGGUGGCGAACUUGGGGUUCAUUGCAAGCGAUUGGGGAAGGAAAAGUGCAACGAAAUUUCACCGGACUGACCAAGGUUCCUGUGGCCCUGGUACCGUCCUAUGGAGAGUCAAUUUCAACGAAAGAACCCAGGUUAAAUCUGGAAGAACUUGAGAUGGCGACACCCCGCUACCAGCUGAUCACCGAAGUAUGGCAGUUCGGUCGCGGUGGCGUUCUCUGCUGUUCGCCAGACCAGGCCUGUGUCACUGACCUUCUCAAAUGUACUGCGUUCGCCUUACGUCCGGGGCCGGGAAUGCCGGUUUUCAGUUGCCGACCAGGGCUCGCCCUAGUCGGCUAGUCGUCCCACUGAGUCGGGGCCCCUGGAGUGUUUUCUUCGCAAUGGAGUCAACACCUUGCCCGUGGCGAUCGUUCCCACAGACGGUGGAUCCACUGGGCUGGCCGAAUCAGAAGUUUUCCAGGAGGAGCUGAGCGGUAUAACCGAGCACUCCAUUGACAUCUCGGAGGCAAGGCGUUUCGGCAAGACAGGCAUUCUGUGUAAGUCAUCUAAUGUUCAUUGCAUCAAUGAUUUGCUUAACUGGACCAGAUUCGCUAGCAUUGCGGUUCGUGCUUUCAUGCCUCCCCAUCUCCCAUGCGUGAAGGACAUUGUUCAUGGGGUACCCGCCGAUAUCCCUCCUGAGGCACUCUUGAGGCUGCUCCCUCCGGUUGGUGUCGCUUCUGUUUAGAGAUGUAUUAGGGCAGUGGGUGAUAAUCGAGUUCCAAGUGAGAGCGUUAUCGUCUCGUUCGCCGAUUUAACGCGCCCGUCUGGAGUGAAGGCUUGGCCGUAUUUGUUUCGCCUACAGAGCCUGACUCCUAGACCACUGCAGUGCCGAAAUUGCGGGAGACCUGGGCACAAUGCUAAUGUCUACGAUCUUCAAUGAGAUGCUAUAAUUGUGAGCGCUCUCACUCCACAUCAGCCUGAGACGUAGAUGCAUCCGGAUGUUGCUUAUACGAGGAUACUCGUAGUGCUGCAGAUAAUACCUGCCGCACGCGAGGCCGUGAUGCAGGUGAUUUAGAUCACGGAAAAACAUCACUGUUCCCGCGCGGAAGCGAUAGCAGCGAUUAAAGAGCGUGAAGUCGGUUACGCAGCCACUGCAUCCGGUCUGUUCACAUCCCUAGAAUCCCCAGUUGCAUCA